Messenger RNA from Symbiodinium sp. CCMP2456, 801 nucleotides. NCBI's taxonomy places the organism in Eukaryota, Dinophyceae, Suessiales, Symbiodiniaceae. The record is from the annotation of a GenBank genome assembly.
AUGGGCGCUCCCCCACAGGGGCCGGGGCCAGGUCCAGGCCAAGCUGUGCGAGCACCUGUUGGUGGGCAGAUGGGAGAGAUGAGUGGCCAGAUGGGCCCGGGCCAGAUGGGCCCCGGCCCAAUGGGCCCUGGUGCGAUGGGUCCUGGCCAGAUGGGUCCUGGCCAGAUGGGUCCAGGCCAGAUGGGUCCGGGCCAGAUGGCUGGCCAGAUAGGAGGACAGAUAGGAGGCCAGAUGGCGCCUGGAAACUUUCCGCCACCAGCCGUAAACAACUACGACGACGACAUCGAAAACGAGCCGCCCCUCCUCGAGGAGCUCGGCAUCAACGUUGAGCAUAUCCUCCUUAGAAUGCAGGGGGUAGCCUUUUUCAAAAAGCUGGACGAGGAAAUUCUCAAGGACGCUGACCUGAGCGGACCCUUGCUCAUUUGCCUAACAUUGGGCAUGGCACUCCUGCUUGUGGGCAAGCUUCAGUUCGGGUAUGUCUACGGUUUGAUUGCUGGGGGCUCCUUCGGCAUUUGCUGCCUCAUAAAUGUGAUGAGCCAGAAGGAAGGCAUCGACCUCUACAGAACAAUUAGCAUCCUUGGAUAUGGGCUAAUACCGAUUGUUUUCCUCGCGCUCUUCGGAAUUCUGGUUUCCCUGAAGUCCACCUUUGGUUCCAUCAUGGCCGCAGUCUGCAUAGCAUGGGCAACUGCGUCGUCCUCGAGAUUCUUCGCGAUUGCGAUACAUAUGCAGGACCAGAGGUGGCUGGUCGCUUAUCCUGUUGGUUUGGUGUACACGUUCUUCACUCUGAUCACCAUUUUUUGA